Molecule: messenger RNA, 10039 nt
Organism: Larimichthys crocea (large yellow croaker)
Lineage: Eukaryota; Metazoa; Chordata; Actinopteri; Sciaenidae
Gene: pik3r2
Product: phosphoinositide-3-kinase, regulatory subunit 2 (beta)
Exons: 16
Coding region: 878-3088 (736 amino acids)
Biological process (GO): insulin receptor signaling pathway; phosphatidylinositol phosphate biosynthetic process
Cellular component (GO): phosphatidylinositol 3-kinase complex
Molecular function (GO): 1-phosphatidylinositol-3-kinase regulator activity; protein binding
Source: RefSeq, a predicted model, not a curated record
GCUCCUUCCCCCUGCGCCGUGCUGAGCUGGAAAAUGGCUGUGUAGGGGGAGAGCAGGGAGUCAUGAACGGGAAAAGAAAGAAAGAGCGAGAGAAAGAAAGAAAGGCGAAGCAAUAAGUGCACAACAGGGUUUUUGAUACAAGUUUAGCACACCUCGAAGAAGAAGCUGUCGUCCGCGAGCAGACGGACACCACACGGACUGUGUCUGCCAACUUUGAAAGUGUGUUUUUUUUUGUUGUUGUUUUUUUUCCUUUUUAAAGCGCCGCAGCCAAAAAAAAAGUGAGAAGAGUCAAGAAAAUAUCCGCGGGUCUGUCAUAAUCCGUGUCCAGAACAUGUGGGAGCCUGAGAGAACCGAAGAGGAUUAAAGACCUUCCCACUCUGUCCUCACUCUUGUCCUCCAAUCAGACCACUUCAUUUGACCGCGGGGAUCCAACACCGCCGACGCUGGGCCCUCGACUGGCAAAACCUUUUACCCAGGCUGCUCCACUAGCACCCAGCCAGCAGGUUUUCACUGCUUCAAAGAGCAUGUUGCCAACGCUCUCCCUCUGCUCCAUCAUCUGGCUCAACCGGGGUAUCAAGCUGAGGAAAGUGCACCAGUCCACCAACACCGGUCAGGUCUGAAACCGCUGCCGCCGCAGACAUAAUAGCAGCAGUACGCAACCUUGUCGACUUUUGAAAAUGCUUCUAAGCUUCGGGUGACUCCCCCGCCUCCCCUCGUCCCCCCUGACCCCCUGAGCCACCACACCAACACCAGAUUUUAGUGACUCAAGAGCCUUUGUGGUUUCUGAGGAGGAUUUCUGUAUAGCCGAACCCUGUUGCCGCAGUGGGACUCGGUCUGCAUCAUCGGUGGCCAUUUUGAUUUCUGCCUCCCUAACAAAAUGGCAGCGGAAGGUUUUCAGUACCUUGCCCUCUAUGCAUUUACCAAGGACCAGGAAGAGGACUUGGAUCUGCAGCCCGGGGACCUUCUGACAGUCAGCAAGGCCUCUCUGCUGUCUAUGGAGAACUACCAGGAAGGCUGUGUGGAGCACCCAGAGCGCCUCGGCUGGCUCCUUGGAUACAACGAGCGCACCAAACAGAGAGGCGACUUCCCAGGGACAUAUGUCGAGUACGUGGGCCCUGUGAAGAUGGCACUCCCAUCGAGUCAACCCAGGUCCCAGCGACCCCUGCCUGCUGCUCCAAGACCAGAGUCGUCUCAAGCUGUUUCUGUGCCGGACCUGAGCGAGCAGUUCACACCACCAGAGACGGCUCCCCCAACCCUCGUCAGCCUGAUCCAAGCCAUAGAGAAAAGAGGUCUGGACUGGAAGACAUUGUACAGACCAACUGAUUCUUCAGGUUCAGACAGCCCAGUGUACAGCCUGAGCUCUGAGAGUGAAAUGGGUCAGAAAGAUGUGGAUCACCUGUCUGAGUGUGUCCUGCAGUACCUGAGAGACCUCCCGUCACCCGUCAUCCCCGCCUGUAUCUACCCUCACCUCCAAACUGCUGUCACUCUGCAGCAGCAGGUCCUCCAGCAGUCAGCAGAUGGUGCAGUCGCUGGAAGCCAUGGCAGAGAGGUAAGCCUGGUCCUGGAGGGCUCCACCACCGUCCCCCUCCAUCACCGGCUCACCCUGCAGUACCUCCUCACACACCUGGCCAAGGUCACCCAGGCACAGGCCAGCAAUGGCCUAGACACACACACGUUGGGACAGAUAUUUGGACCCCUGCUGAUACAGACAGGCCCCUCAACCCCUUGGUUGUCAUUGGAUGAAGAGUUUCCUGGUCUUGUGGUGGAGAGGCUGCUGAUAGAGAGAACUACGGAGCAAGACCUCACUCCUCCAGUUCUUCCAGCAAAGCCAGUCAAGUCAAAAAUGGCACCAUCAGCCAUGACAGACACAAGUGGCCUGCUGACCGAUGCUGAGUGGUACUGGGGAGAAAUCUCCAGAGAGGAGGUGAAUGAGAAGCUGCGAGACACUCCAGAUGGCACCUUUCUGGUUCGAGAUGCCUCCAGUAAACUGGAAGGCGAGUACACCCUGACCCUCAGGAAAGGGGGGAACAACAAGCUUAUAAAGAUUUACCACAGAGACGGGAGUUACGGCUUCUCAGAGCCUCUUACCUUCCUGUCUGUGGUGGAGCUCAUUAAUCACUACCGCCACGAGUCCCUGGCCCAAUACAACGCCAAGCUGGACACUAAGCUCCUGUACCCUGUCUCCAAAUACCAACAGUUGGUGAAGGAGAACAGUAUAGAAGAGGUGGGAGAGCAGUUGAAGGUCUAUCAUGAGCAGUACCAGGAUAAGAGCCGCGAGUACGACUCUCUGUACGAGGAGUACACACGAACUUCACAGGAGCUACAGAUGAAGCGUACAGCCAUCGAGGCCUUCAAUGAGACCAUCAAGAUCUUUGAGGAGCAGUGCGAGACCCAGGAGCGCUACAGCAGAGAGUCUUUGGAGCGGUUCCAACGGGAGGGCAACGAAAAAGAGAUCCAAAAGAUUCAGAGCAACUCUGAGCGCUUGAAGUCUCGUGUGAAAGAGAUCCAUGACAGCAAGCGUAAGCUGGAGCAGGACCUAAGAGAGCAGGUGUCCGACAACAGAGAGAUCGACAAAAAGAUGAACAGCCUCAAACCGGAUCUUAUGCAGCUCCGCAAAAUCAGAGACCAGUACUUGAUAUGGCUAACACAGAAGGGGACAAGGCAGAAGAAAAUCAAUGAAUGGCUGGGCAUAAAGAAUGAUGCUGAUGACUCCUACUCACUGGAGGAGGACGAGGGCUCACCCCACCACGAUGAGUGUACCUGGUAUGUGGGUGAUAUCAAACGCACCCAGGCUGAGGAGAUGCUGAGAGGCAAAUGUGACGGGACCUUCCUCAUCCGUGAGAGCCAAUCACAGAAGGGCUCCUACGCCUGUUCCGUAGUUGUGGAGGGUGACACCAAGCACUGCGUCAUCUACAAGACGGCCACAGGUUAUGGAUUUGCCGAGCCCUACAAUCUCUACUCGUCCCUGAAAGACCUGGUGCUCCACUACAAAAAUGUCUCUUUGGUCCAACACAACGACCAGCUGAAUGUAAAUCUGGCCUACCCAGUCCUGGCCCGCUCUCAGAACCAGAACCAGCACCCUAGAUGAAUUAUCCACCAGCAGUUGUAGGACACCAACGAGGGUGGGGGAAACAAAAUUUGUUCGUCAUGUGCAUUGGGGAAAGAAUGAACCUCUGAACAAUGCUUGUUCUUGUUUAAGUGGCGAUGAAAAUAGACUCAACAGCCACGAUUUGAAAUUCAUAAGUGCUUUGGCUGGUCGCUGGUGCUAAUUUUCCCACACAGACCCCAGUCCAGCAAAGAGCACUCCUUGCUAACAGCAUGGCUUCAAAAUAAGCACACUACUACGAAGCACUGUACAGUUGACAGCUGACGCAGUGAGUUUUAACUUGAGGAGAGUGUCACAUUAGCCAGCCGUGACUCUACAGUGUCAGUUAUGAAAAAAAAAAUUGUGAGAAAUUCACAAAGAAAAUACCUUUGAUAGAGAGACAACAACGACUAAAUGUGUUAAAAGAAGACAUAAUAAGCACAGAAAUUUUUCAAGAUCGUGGGGAAGACGAGAGAAACCAGACGGCGGGAUGAUGGGAAAAUUUACAGGAGGCACUUUUGUUUUGUGUUUUUUGCCUCAUACACGUGAUAAUUGUCCAUAGACAAAGGCCCAAUCUGUCACCCCCAGACUGCCUGCAAACUCUCCGUCGACAAAAGCCUGAGCUGUCAUCCACUGAACGGACUGGCUUGGCUAAACCAGGCUGCUCGCUUCACACCUAAAGGCUGAGAAAAACGUGGACCAGGGGGGUGUAGUCACUGGAGCCGGGAGGGGAGGACGUGGGAGGGAUUGGGAGAGAAAUUGCUGGGGGUUUUUGUUUUUUUCAGGGGGUUUUAAAAAAAGAUGGAUUGAAUUUACAGCUUGCUUAAGUGCCAUAGUAAUAGCUUUGAAUGACCACAAGCCUGUGUCACUAGAACAAGGGGGCACGUCGAGGUUGAAAGAAGGAAGGAGGGAAUGAGCGACUGUCGACAUAGACGAAGCUACAGCUUUAAAAGGUACACACACAUAUAGGUAUAUUUUUUAUGAAAUGAUCUUUAUUUCCAACUGCUUUGGCUUGUUGCUCUCUCUCUCUCUCAGCGGGCCUCCUUUUGAACUGACGAGGUACAACGUACAGUAAAAUGCUGUAUUACAGGAUAGAAAUGCAUGGUACAUAUUUGGUAUAUUGUGAAUAUAAAAACGACUUCUUAAUCACAAAAACACUAGAUGGAGAGGUACAUUGAUAAAUGCAGCUCCAUGUGAUUCGGGUUUCUUUCUAAAUGGAAAUUGUGGAAAAACUCCUGCAUCCAAACGUCUUUGUUUCAAACUUCUCCCUUCUUUUUUUCAUCCUCUUUAAAACUGUAGCACCUGUAGCCAUUGACUUAAGGCAUAACUGUUAGUGCUCCUCUUCUGUGUCUUGUUUCUAUAUGCUUAAGACACGUGCAGAGCAUCAAUCUAUGUGAUUAUCGUAUCUUCGGUACUGUAUUUGCCUCGUCUCUAGUUAGAUUGUUUUUAGCGGUAUAAUGUCCUUGCAGAUGUUUAUUGUUUUUUUUUUUAUGCAGAUUUUACUCACGGUACUUCCUGCUUCCCGCCCUUGUGCUUGACUGUUCCUUUCAUCACAAGCUUGACUCACAGAGCUGUAGAACAUUGAUGUACAAAACAAACAAACAAACAAAAAAGAAAGCAGUAAUAUAACUCAUGUACAGUAUAUUUCAGACACACAUGCAGUCAGUGGAUGUGACUUUAUGAGAUUUCAUCGCCGUGUCUCUUUAUGUUUUCAGAUUAAUUGCUAUGCUCUUAGAUUCUGUUAAAGGAUGCACGGUAUCCAGCUAAUGUGAGCCAAAUGAAGGAUGUCUUUUCAUGUAGCAAGAAAGAAAAGAAGAAAAAAAAAAGAACCAGUCCUUUUGCCAUAUAGCAUGGCCUCUGUGGUCUGAGAGAUUAUCUAGUACAGUACGCAUGGAGUCCUUCAUUUGGGUUGUGUUUGGUUUUUUCACUUGGAACCAGUGGUUGAUCAUUGUACUUUGUGUAGUGCAUAUACAGUAUGAUGUGCAGUACUAUGCACAACACAGUCGUUUGUGGAUAAUACGUUUCUUUGUUCCCUCCGUCUGUUCUGUGCUGUGGCAGUGAAUUUCUCCCCCCGUUUUGUCACUUUUAAAAGCACAGCUCAUUACUCGAGAGGCGGGUUAUUCAGUUAUUUUUGUGUAGAAAAGAAGGAGAAAGAUAGAGGCGUCACGUGAUGCCUCUUUUAAAUUCGAUUUACAUAGUUUGAUUUCUUGAGAAUAUAUUUCCUACUUAUAGUAGACUCAGAUUGUCAAAAAGGUAAAGAAAAAAAAAAGUAUUUUUGUAGAAAGAUAUAGAGUCAAAAGUCAUUGGCAACAGAAAGUUUUAGAGAAGUUGUAUUUAAAGGUUGCACAUUUGGCUUUUUGGAUUUAUUAUUGUUGUUGUGGAAGGACAGAAGUCGACGUUUUUGAUUCCCCAAAACUGAGAUAUUCACCUACUCUGCUGGACAUCAAAGUCUGUGAUGACUUAAAGUUUCAUCGCUUUCUGGCAUAGUGUCACUUCUGUGAUUUUUAUUUAGCAACAUUUUGUUUCCCCCAAACAGACCAAUCCCAUUUUCAAGUGAAACCGAACUCGACCUGAAAAGUUUUAAUCAAGACAUCAGGACAAAUCAACUGUACUGUACUUUGCACAGUUCUUGGCAUGUAGAAAAUCCCAAGAAUUAAACUAGAGGUGACGGCGGUGCUUCUGAUUAGAGGGCUAUACAAACACGUGAGCGAGAAAGAUUAGAAGUGCCUUUUAGUCAUUGUGAUGAGCUCGUCUUCUCCUCGUUGUCAUUGGAGCGCUGCUCUACAAGAUGGUGCCACGCCACCACAUGCUGUGCCCCAUGGUUCACACGUUUGCCAUUUAUCAAAGACUAAAAAAGGUAUCUGGCAAAUUAGCAUAUUGUGUUGUGUGUGUGUGUGUGUUUGUCUGUGUGUGUGUCUGUGUGUGUUAGAGCAACUCUGAGCAUGUUAUAGAUUAAAGAGUGACAGAUUUUAGUCGUGCCUCUUUGUUGUUACAUCUAUAGUUGUUACAUAUUCUUUCUUUCUAUGGCGGGGGCUGUACAGUAGCUUGGUGCUCUCUCUCACUGUGCACCAAAGCUAGAUUGCUUUGGUGUUUUGUUUUUUUUUAUUAUUAUUAUUUGUCUGGUAUAUUUUUGAAUAAAACUCAGAUAAGAUAGAAAUGUGAACCGUACACAUCCGUGGCCCAGCCCAGUUGUUCGAAGCUCAUUUGAUAAGCUCUCAAGUUAUAAUGCAUGCAGCAUUUCUCAGUGUUUCGUAUUAAGAGUCGGUUCCUUUGUGAACAGGCAAUCCGGUUGAGUCAUCUGCCACUGCUGACACAUCCUUAAUCCAGUUUGUUGGACCAACACUUUUGUGACUGCACUUUUUUUUUCUGUUCCACACGCUCAAAGUAGUGUGUCUAACACCCAACAACCAUAAACUCACAGACAGUGGUGAAGCUCAGUUGUCAAUAGUGUUUUUAGUUGAUAGUUUUAAGGUCUUUCCAUACAGUAUAUUGGGAGUGAUUGACAUUUUUCUUUAUGAUAUCGGAUUAUACAGUGUACAGUAUAUGCUUUUGUUGUUUUUCAACAACUGUGUGUGUAAUUCUGAUGCUUUUGACUGAUUGCAAAGUUUUCAUUAUAGAGUUAGUUUUACUACAUGGACUGUAUAAACUCUGUAAUACUUUUCAAAACAAACUUUAAAGAGAGCUGCUGGCUCAUUAUGCAAUUUGUCUCCACACAGCAAGAUUGUCCAACUUAACAAGAUGAGUGACAUUAAUUUUCCUUUUACGGUCCACGAUUACGAAACAACAUUUCUUCACUUACUACUCCCGGAAAGAUUUUGUGAUCUUAUCUUUUUUUCUUUGGGCGGGACAUAUAGACAACUGAUUUUAUAAAUCCGAAUACAGGAAAAAGUUCAUGAACCAGAAAGUUCUGCUUUUAUUCAAGCUGUUUGCUUGAUGUUUUUUAGUUGCUUAAAGAAAAGUAGAAAUGCAGAACGGAAGAGUUUUUUGCAUCACUUGUUAAGAUGAACAUUUUUGCGGUGUCGGCAAACACUUUCAUCUGCCAUAUAUGCCAUAUUAAUCACAGAUGUUUAAUAGUUAGAUGCAAUGCAACAUUAGUAGCAAUGAAACCUCGGUCUCGUGGUGAGACGGGCAUGAAACGGGCAGAAGAUGAAGACUUUAUUGCGCUUUGACUUAGAGACUUUAAUCCCACUUUUUGGUAGAUGUUACUCUGAAACUCAAAGCUGUUAUCCUGCUCAUCUAUUAGAUAUGCAUUUGUGUCAGAGCUUCUUGAAAAACAUUUUUCUAUAUGACGAAUGAUCAUUCAAGGAAUUCAAUAUUUUUUCAUCGGCUUUGGUACACUGUAAAUGAUAUUUCUUGAACUGGCCUCACACACAAAGCACAUCUUUCACUACUACAAAGAAAGACCUAUAUUUGGUGUCUAAUAAGGUUUGAAGAAUGAGAGACAUACUAGAGAAUAAAUAUUUUGAAAUAUAUACUUAGAUAUCUAUAUUUUUGGAUGAUGUAAUUCUGAUUUGGGUUGUGCUUGAAACAAAUCAGAAAGAGGCUUUGAUGUGAACGUGAUCUUUAGAAUUGCUCCACGGCUGCUUUGUAUCCGAGCAGUUAUUGAAACGCAAGCGUUUUUACUAAUCAGCUGCAGUGAGCUUCAUCGUGAUCAGCAACAAACUUUGUGGUUACAGUUGAUCGACAUACAUGUAAUCUAUUACGCAUGAUUUAUCAGGUGCAUUCAGAGGAUGAAGCAAGCUUAUGUACAUGUGUUAAUAUUUACAGAGCUGAGUCUAUAUGUUAAAUGCAGUCUUGGCUGCUUUGCAUUUAUUAAAUAUUAGAGAGGAGUUGUUUCUUUUUUUUUUUUUCUUUCUUGAACUUGAGAAUCUGUUUUUUUUGUUUUUUUUGUUUUUUUGUCAUUUAGAAGAUUGUUUUGUUUUUUUUGUGAGUAGACUUGAGUGUUAAAGUUGCACCACAAAAGAUACACUUAGGAUGCUGCCACAGAGAUCCACCAUAGAUCGGACACUGAUGCUGUAGCAAAGAACCAUCUUACCACUGUAUCGUCCUUUUGGUAGAUCUCUGUGGUUGCUGAAGGGUUUUUUUGUUUAUUCAUUUGGGGUUUUUUGGGGGUUUUUCUUUUUUUUUUUUUUUUUUUUUUUUGGGGGGGAGGGGUGGCCUGGACUUACAUACAAACACAGGCAGGAAAAAAAAGAGAAAGGUAAAACCUGUUCACCUGACGGAGAAAAAGGUACACGAUUUAACGGUUCUUGAUCACUCCUUUACGCAGAUCUUUGUACGUGGAACAAUGAUGGCAUUAGAAAGUGUUCUUUUAUGGUGCCUGAGUAUUUUUAUUUUUUUUUAUUUUUUUCAUUCGGCUUUUUAAAAAAGCUGAUAGAUUUGUCUGUCCAAGUGUUUUUGUUUGUUUGUUUAUAUCUGUUAAUGAUAACCUUUACAGAGCCUAUAAAGAAAAAAAAUAAGCUAGCUUGAAAUUUUUCCUCCAUACAGAAAAAAAAAAAGAAAUACAAAUGUUUACAAUAUGUAAUUAACCAAAUAGUAAAUAUGCGUUUGAGAAUCAAUCUGUCGGUCCCUCAAAGUGGCUGUGAUUGAUUCAUAUUUCAUUAUUUUCUGUCAUUUUAAACUUGAAAAUGUUAUGACUGCUUGUUCUGUUUUCUCUGUUUUGGUUCGUUCCUCUUUUUUUUUUCUUUUUUUUUUUUGUACAUAUGAGAACAGUGCUCCCUCAAUUUCAAAGUAAUAACUCAACAAGAUUAGUUUUUCUGUAAUCCACAGGUAUUCAUCAGUCUUUGUCAUUCUUUACCUGCUGACUACUUCACCUUACACUGAGCCGUAUAUGCAGGACUGAAUCCUAACUUGAGACGCUGUUGCAUCUUUUUGCUGUUGAUAUUAUGUUAGUAUGGCUCUGACACACGUUUCUCUGGUAAGGAUUCAGAUCCAAGAAUUUAUAGCGGGUGACACCCACAUGUGAAUAACAGUACAAACACACCACUUGGUGAACAUGCUUGAGUACAGUUUUAGUACAUAAACAAAGUUGGAAAUUCAGGAAUAACUAUCAAGAGACAUCCCGUUCUUGAUUUUGCACUACACAGUAAAUGAUACUCAAAUGAAGCCGAAUCAGUUGCUCUAUUGGUUGGUUAACUCAUUUUUAAGACCAAAAUUUAUCCACUAUAGUCUCAGCUUGUGUGUGAUUUUCAUUUAAAUAUGAUGACAUUAACAACUGAACUUUCAUUUCCUUUUUUCUGCCUCUAUCCACUCUUUUCACGUCAUCACUUCUCAAUCUAGACUUUGACCUGAUUGGUCAGGUUGCCAUUUGUUCGGUUAGAAUAAUGGAAAUGUUGUAGUAUUUUUAACUGGUGUACAGUAGUUUCAUAUUCAAGACCCAACUCUGCAUGUUGGAAACAAAUUGGCAGUGAUCCAUCCAGCAAUGGCCUGUGCAACAUUACAGAGUGGCAACAAUUUAAAACACAUGUACGCGUUUUUACACUAAUAACAAGGCAACGUCUUGUCUCAUGUCCUCUACUAUGUUGUCCAACAACUUGCCUGGUGUAUCACUGCCUCAGCAGCAUCAACAGAUGUACGGUUAUAGUAAAUAAUGAUGAGGUUUUCUCUUUCUUUCAAAAACGAUGAAUGGAAAUGAACGGGGCAGUCACAUAAAGCUACUCUACACCAAAGUGCAAUUGAACUCAGAGGGAGCACUGUUGUUUCAGCCAGUAGAGGCCUAUUGGUUGAGGUGUGCCCAACCCCUAUGCACGAAAGAUGGUUACUCCUCUUCUCUUGUGUUAUUCUCCCUCUGUUGGUCUGUCUUAAUUCAGAUGCAACAUUUCUUUCUUUCUCUCUUGUGUACAGCUUGCUUCAGAGUUGUGUUUGUCUUCAGACAGGUACUCUUUCAUCUGUACGGUUCUUUCUUUAGGCUGAUGCAAUGAUUUUAAAAAGACAAUAAAAGAUAUAUGAAACAAA